AUGAAAAGAAUGUGGGCCCCACGUGUCUGUCACUCGGUUCAUGGACAUCCUCUCUGGCGCAUUUUCAUCAAGCCUUGUGCAGCUGUGCCCAUAGUGACAGUACGGUAUGCCAGCAGAGGCCCUGCCAAGAGAUUCACCGAUCACAAAGAUGUCGACCACAUUCGCAACAUAGGCAUCUCGGCCCACAUAGACUCUGGGAAGACAACCCUUACAGAGCGAGUCUUGUUCUAUACGGGUCGCAUUGCCGAAAUGCACGAAGUAAAAGGGAAAGACAAUGUGGGUGCAACCAUGGAUUCCAUGGAACUGGAGAGACAGCGGGGGAUCACCAUUCAGUCUGCUGCCACCUAUACACUCUGGAGAGACUGCAACAUCAACAUCAUUGACACUCCAGGCCACGUGGACUUCACGGUGGAAGUGGAGCGGGCAUUGCGUGUCCUUGAUGGUGCAGUUCUGGUCCUGUGUGGUGUUGGGGGUGUGCAGAGUCAAACCCUGACUGUGAAUCGACAGAUGAAGCGAUAUUCUGUUCCCUGCCUAGCUUUCAUCAACAAACUUGAUCGCAUGGGUGCUAAUCCUUAUAGGGUUUUGCAUCAGAUGAGGACAAAACUGAAUCAUAAUGCUGCCUUCGUGAACCUCCCAAUUGGGAAGGAAAGCAAUCUUCAAGGCAUCAUUGACAUUCUGGAUGAAAAGGCUCUUUAUUUUGAUGGCACCUUUGGUGAGACUGUAAGAGAGGAUGAGAUACCUGGGGACAUGAGGCAAGAGGCAGCUGAAAGGAGACAAGAAUUAUUGGAAGCCAUAUCGAAUGUUGAUGACAAAUUGGGAGAGAUGUUUCUUGAGGAGAAGAAGCCAUCUGUGCAGGAGCUAAAAGAGGCAAUUCGACGUGUGACCCUAAAGCGCCAGUUUACUCCAGUUUUUGUUGGAUCAGCCUUGAAGAACAAGGGAGUUCAGCCCCUCCUAGAUGGAGUCAUUGACUACUUACCCAAGCCUCAUGAAGUGGACAACUUUGCCUUCCUUCACAAGGAAGGGGAUGAGAAUGAACGGCUGAGGAUGAACCCAGAAAGGAGCAACCACAAUCCCUUUGUGAGCCUUGCAUUCAAGCUGGAAGCUGGCCGCUUUGGUCAAUUGACAUAUGUACGAGUCUAUCAGGGAAUGUUGCGCAAGGGAGAAAGCAUCUAUAACACUCGCACCCAUCAAAAGGUGCGGGUGCCACGACUGGCACGGUUGCAUGCAAAUAAUAUGGAGGAUGUGGAGGAGGUGUACAGUGGUGACAUUUGUGCCCUUUUUGGUGUUGAUUGUGCCAGUGGUGACACAUUUGUCACUGACCCCAAGCUCCAUCUCUCCAUGGAGUCCAUCUUUGUGCCAGAUCCUGUGAUCUCCAUGUCCAUCACUCCAAAGAAGGAAGCAGUGGAGCAGUUCAGCAAAGCCAUUCAUCGCUUCACCAAGGAAGAUCCUACAUUCCGUGUGGAAUAUGAUCCUGACAGCAAAGAGCUCAUUGCCAGUGGGAUGGGGGAGCUGCACCUUGAGAUCUAUUCCCAGCGGAUGGAGAGGGAGUAUAACUGCCCUGUGACGCUUGGAAAGCCAAAGGUUGCCUUCCGUGAGUCCCUGGCUGCCCCAGUUGAGUUUGAUUUUUUGCACAAGAAGCAGUCAGGUGGAGCAGGGCAAUUUGGCCGUGUCAUUGGCAUUCUUGAGCCACUUCCUCCAGAGAAGAACACAACGAUAGAGUUCCAGGAUGACACCGUUGGCACAAAUGUGCCAAAACAAUUUGUUCCUGCAAUUGAGAAGGGGUUUCGCAUGAUGGCAGAAAAAGGUCUAUUGUCAGGACAUAAGAUCUCUGGAGUUCGGUUCCAUCUUCUUGAUGGAGCACAUCACAUUGUGGACUCAAAUGAAAUUGCAUUCAUCAGUGCUGCACAAGGGGCAGUCCGACAAGCAUAUGACUAUGGAGCAUGGCAGAUUCUGGAGCCAAUCAUGUUUGUGGAAGUGACUGUGCCGGAGGAAAACCAAGGAACUGUGAUUGGGAAUUUAACUAAGCGCAGUGGGGUGAUCACUGCGACUGAGGGAGCUGAAGGAUGGGGCACAGUCUGUGCUGAGGUCCCUCUGAAUAAGAUGUUUGGAUUUGCAACUGAGUUGCGUUCAAGUACACAAGGGAAAGGGGAAUUUUCCAUGGAAUACUCAAGAUAUGCCCCUGUGUCACCUGAUGUUCAAGAGGAAGUUAUUUCUCGAUACCAUGAAGCUCUGGGGGUUUCAGAGGAAAAGAAAAAGAAGAAGAAUUGAUGUCAUCUGUAUUGUUAGUUGUUUCCCUGAAAAAGUCUUGGAAUGAAAGCUCUUUUAUUGACAA
Molecule: messenger RNA, 2332 nt
Organism: Darwinula stevensoni
Lineage: Eukaryota; Metazoa; Arthropoda; Ostracoda; Podocopida; Darwinulidae
Source: the annotation of a GenBank genome assembly